AUUCGCGCCAAAUUGUGAUACAUGCGAAUGACAAAUAACAUAAAAUAUACUUGACAGUACAGUUAUCUUUUGUUAAUACAUUUUAUACGAUAUUAGUUAAUAAAAUUUGUAUAUUUUUCUAAAAUGGAGUGUGUGAAAUUAGUUACGCAGGAGGAAAGCUCAAAUAAAAGACGUGAGAGGGUUUCAAAACAUUCUUGGUUCGACAUGUCUAACAAUGAAGAACUUGGGUUAGAUGACUCUGAAGAAGAAAUUGAUGUUCUGGAAAAGACGUACCAAGAGGAACUGGCCGAAGUCCUCAAACAUACUGAAAAUGAUAAAAAGAAAGUUACUGAAAAGGCUGGUCAGAAACGAUCAAGGAAACAAAGUGAAGAGGAGGCUAAAGAUAAUAAAAAACAAUCUAGAGAACGAAGUCCAAGUUCAAGUAGCUCAUCGACGACAUCUAACAGUAGAACUGAGACUGAUCCAGAAAUUCUAAGUAGACGACAAAAACAAAUCGAUUAUGGGAAGAAUACAAUAGGAUAUGACAGAUACAUAGCCGCAAUUCCCAAAGACAAGCGAAAGAGUGAUCAUCCACGAACACCACCAAAACAUGCAAAAUACAGCAGGCGUGCGUGGGAUGGCCUCAUACGAGUGUGGCGCCAAAAAUUGCAUUAUUGGGAUCCAGAGGAGGGUGAAUGUGAUUUGACUGUCAGGAUUGAUGCAACUGAAGAUAAGCCCUAAGACGUACUUAUAACAAAACUAUGUACCUUCAAUAUAAGUAUGAAAGAUGUUAAAAUGUGCAAAUACUUUGUGUGUUGUAUUUAAAAUUUUAUGAGUAGAAAUGACGAUUGAACUCUUUGCCCCAAGUAUGUUAUUGCGUUAUGAAAUAUUCAGAGAUUGGUCUGAUAUUGCAUAAGUUAUAUUGAAAAAUAAGUUUUCUAUAUAGUUUUUUGUUGUAGCUAAUUUUUUUUAAUAAUUUCUUUUUAUACUAAACGAAGCUCAUG
Molecule: messenger RNA, 983 nt
Organism: Ctenocephalides felis (cat flea)
Lineage: Eukaryota; Metazoa; Arthropoda; Insecta; Siphonaptera; Pulicidae
Gene: Slbp
Product: histone RNA hairpin-binding protein
Exons: 7
Coding region: 124-720 (198 amino acids)
Biological process (GO): mRNA 3'-end processing by stem-loop binding and cleavage; mRNA transport
Cellular component (GO): cytoplasm; histone pre-mRNA 3'end processing complex
Molecular function (GO): mRNA binding; histone pre-mRNA stem-loop binding
Source: RefSeq, a predicted model, not a curated record